This is a messenger RNA of Poecilia reticulata (guppy), 5663 nucleotides long. Lineage: Eukaryota; Metazoa; Chordata; Actinopteri; Cyprinodontiformes; Poeciliidae. The record is from RefSeq and is a predicted model, not a curated record.
AUGUCAUCAGACAUGAAGCAACAGGCCUCAUCGCAGCAGCUGAAAUUUACAACCUCUGACUCCUGUGACAGGAUCAAGGAUGAGUUCCAGUUUCUUCAAGCACAAUAUCACAGUUUGAAGCUUGAAUGUGACAAGUUAGCAAGUGAGAAGUCAGAGAUGCAGCGCCAUUAUAUUAUGUACUACGAGAUGUCCUACGGGCUGAAUAUCGAGAUGCACAAACAGGCUGAAAUAGUGAAGAGACUGAACGGGAUCUGCGCACAAGUCCUCCCCUACCUGUCUCAGGAGCACCAGCAGCAGGUCCUGGCAGCCAUAGAGAGGGCCAAGCAGGUCACCCCUCCAGAGAUGAACUCCAUCAUCAGGCAGCAGCUCCAGGCUCACCAGCUGUCCCAGCUUCAGGGCCUGGCCUUGCCCAUGACCCCGCUGCCUCUGGGCCUGAGCCAGCCAACGCUGCCAGCCGUCACCACUUCCUCUGGUCUCUUCUCGCUGUCUUCUCUGCUGGCCUCCCAGGCCCAGCUGGCCAAGGAGGAGAAGGCUUCUCGCGACGGCGUGGACAGCCACCGUGAGGAGGACGGAGACAAGUCUGAUUAGGUCUCGUCUCCAUGCGGCUCUUUUAUCAUAGAGACAUGAAUUCCCAGAUCUGUCCCUGCAGCCUCGCCCGUGGUUGACCCCUUUUUGACCUUACUCAACAUGGGGUUUCUUUCUUCAACGCAGCUUCAGCUUUAGACCCCUAACCUAUCCCCUUCUGGGAAAAGCUUUGGCACUCAUAUUACAGUAACUAAAUUAAAAUAAUAGCAAUUUUUUUAAUGUCUUCUGUUUUGGUUUAAGAUGGACUUUUUCCCUGUUCACUUUAGGGAUAGCUUUUUUUUUUUUUUUUGAUUUACCAUCUUUAUAUUUUAGUUUCUGCAUUCUUCUUUAGUCCAGGUUCUUUUCCUCCCACUCUGCUCCUCCUCUAGUUUGGCAGGACUGAUCCAUCAGACUGCAUAAAUCUCUCAGCUGGUGUUGAAACAAGCAAGCAAAAAGAUCCAUGACGAACGUCAACACAGGUUUCUUCCAAAAUCCAGUCACUUAAAAUAAGGUCGUUAUUAAUAUACUGGACCUUAUUUCAAUUAUUUUAGUUGUUUCCUGACAUUAUAAAAAUUGAAAACUUUUUUACAUUUUCUCAUGUUACAGCCCCAGACAUCAAUGCCUCAGAAUUAGUCCAUAAUCGUGAAGUGGAAAUAAAAUGACGCAUGGCUUUUUAUUUUCUUUUUUUUAUCUGAAAAAUAUGUUGUGCAUUUGUAUUCAGACCCCUUGUCUCUAAUGCCUCUACACAUAAUGUAAUGUAACUAUUUUUACCUCCAGAAGUCACCUGAUCAGUGAACAGAGUGCACCUGUAGGUCAUUUAAUCUCUUAAAACAGAGCAUUAGUGAACAUGCAGCGCCAUGAAGACCAGUGAACACAGCAGACGAGUCGGGGAGAAAGAUGUAGGGAAGUUUAACUUCUUACAGUCUGAAUUUAUCCAAUUUAUGUAAAAUAAGAUUAUUUUUUUUCCCUAGGCAUAUGCGAAAUUGGCUAAAAUGUGUUAUGAAUAUAUUACAUUACAUAGAGUAGAUUAUUCUUUGCCUAAAUGGUGUCAAAUUGUCUCCAAUGUGGUCCUUACUAUAUUUGUCUAAUAACUAUCAGCUGGGAUUAAUUAGAAACAUAGACCACCUUGGCGACAUUAACACCAGAACUGAAUUAAGGCAAUUACCCUUAAUAGUUUACAUGGGAUUAAAGCAAGGUUAAACUACAAAAACAGUCUUUUUUUCACUUAUGGGAAAAUGUCUCGUUAGAAGAGGGGAAAAAACCCAAAAAACUAGUAUUUACUUAAGACAAAACUGUUUAGCAAGAUGUAGAAGUUUGUUUUAUUUCAAGCGUACAAAGAUAUUUCUACUAGAAACUAGACAAAAAUACUUGGUGAGAUUUUGUGUUUCUUCGGUGAUAUGAUUAAUGUUGAGCUGUUUUGCGAAGAAAAACGGGCAUGGUAAUUAUGUCCGCACGUGCAAAGCUGGUAGAGAUGAAUCCCAAAAGACUUGCAGACGUAAUGGCAGUAAAAUCUGUUUCUAUAAAGUAUUAAUUCAAGGUGAUUGAACACAAAUGCACAACUCACAAUUUAGGAUAUGUUAAAAAAAAAAAAAAAAAAAAACACUAUACAUCCUUUUCCUUGCACAUAAAGAUUGACUGAUUUGUUUUGGCUAUGAAAACAUUUUAAGGGGUAUUGAUACCUUUGUCAGGCUCUAUACAUUAGGUUACCCAUCCAGUACGUUAACCAAGAGGCAUCAUCAAUCAGAGCUGUGGUAACUUAAACUGCAAGCGAAACAACUGAAACCACCUCAUUUCUCUGCUCCUUUCUCAGCUUUUUUUUCAUAUUUAAUGUGCACUUAUAUUGGAGCAGACACUAAGGGGAGGGAGUGUGGUGUGUGUUUGACAGCAGAGGGCAGCGCACGCCUUUGAACAAUCCUCCUAAGGUUUUUGCUUCUACAAGAACCAAGGACAAGACAACGGCAGCGUACAGGCCAAUCUGAUGGGAAAUAGUUUAUUUAUUAGCUCUGAGCAUACCAACGUAAUGUACAUGAACUGGACUGUGGAUGUUUACCUCUACAUGCGGUUCUUCAGUUUGUGUUGCUCUCUAAAUGAUCUUUUUAUGAAAACAGAGUCGUAAAUAAUCUGUUUUCUCAGGUAAAACCUCAAGGCGAAAGGAUGUUCAUGAACUUAAAACAAAAAGCUAUGGUAUGUUUACUGCCCGCCACUUAAUGCAUGGGAGCGGCAACUUAACAUUGUUCAGUACUAAGUGUCACAUAGUGGGGAGAUAUUCUGUUGUAAUUUACUAAUCACCUUAACACCCUUAGCACAAGAAACGAUAAAGAAAUAGCUAGACUAAAAAAAUAAAAUAAAGGCCAUAAUAAAUUAUUUCAAAACGUUUUACUGCCGUUGUGAGAAACAUCUUGUACGGUUCAACGGAAAAGCAAACCAAAAUGUUUUAAAUCACAAGUUCGUUCUCUAAGAUGCAAAAGCAUGGUUGAGUAAGUGUGUGCCCUUUGCUGACGCAUCGGUUGGAUCCAGACUAGCAAUGUGUCUUUGGUAGGAGUCUUUCAACAGGCCAGGUUUUAACUUGGCAAGAGUUGCCUCCACCUUGCAAAACUCUUCCUUUAUAAGAGAAGUUCUUUUCCACAACACUCUUCAGGUUAUCCUUAAGAUUGUUUUUUUUUUGUCAUACUUGGUUUUACAUGCUGUCUAGGUUGUUCAAAAACACAUGUUUUCUUGUGGUGAAGUCCUUGUCUUGGUAAUUUAGAUAUAAGCUCUUUCUCAGUGAUACUUUUAUCUUCAGCCUUCAGGCAGACGUUGGAAGGCUUUGGCUCAAAACUGAGUGGUAUUUUUAACUGUUCAAAAUUUCAUAUGCCUUGACGAAUCUAGUCAGAAGAAAGGUGAACCAUGAGGCACCAUGGUUCACUGUUGGCACAGUGGUCUUUUGGUGAUGUACAGUUUUGGGGUAUUUUGCCAAAAUGGAGUUGUCGCCCAGAAAUUUUGUUCUACAAGACUCUUUAGGUCUUGUAGAACAAAAUCCCAGUAGAUUUUAUCCAGACUUGGAUGUUUUUCUCUGUUCUGUCUUGCAACCCCAUCUUCUUAGUUACCUAAAGCACAACAGAUAUUCACUAGAGGUUGCAGUAGCUUAACUGGUGUUGCUGACCCCAGUCCCUGGCCAGUUUCAAAACACACAACUAACUUUGGAGAAAUGUAAGCAGCAUAUUUUCUAAAGUCUUCAUCAGACCUAGGUGCAUUUGUCAUUCUUUGGGGUUUUUCUUUUAUUCGCAUUCUUCUCCUGAGUGAUACCUUUAUUAAAUUGCACUUUUUUAUUCUCUGUAUCUGUGCUGAAAAUAACGGCUUUAUCUUGAGGAUUCAAACUAGCAGAAUAUUCCAAUGAAACCUUUUUUGGUGUAAACAAGUCGCCUGUGAUUUACUGUGCAUUGGUUUAAGGGUGUGCACACCUGGACAAGCAGUUUAUUUUUUAGUUUGAGUUUUAUUCUGGAAAAAAAAGUAUUGUUUUCAGUUGAAUUGGACAUGAUAUAUGUUGCAUUAAAAUAUUUUUAAAUGAUUUAUGCCAUCAUAUUGUUUUACAGCCCAACAAAACAGAUUUUUGGAGAAGCGUAGACUUUUGAUAUUUGCCGUAUGCUCGUCCUUUUUUUAAAAACCUCUUUUAUAUAGGGCCGUUUGAAUGCAGUGUUGGUGUUACAACCCAAGUAUAUAUGUCAGGUGAAUUCACACUCGCUUGAGAAAAGUCUAAUCGGAAAACAAUAGUGUGUGCAUAAAUUGUUGCUGUGUAGGGUUUUUGCACUUAAACCCAGGCCGCAGUUAUAAAUAUUGGCUUUCCCAGGAGGUUUUAAGAGUUAAACUCAAACACUUCAAACACUUCUGAAUUUUCAGAAAGGUUUGGCUCUGUGGUAGCUGGACCCCAGGAAUAAGGAUCUCGGUUGUAACAACUGAAAAUGUAGUUGAACUUUGCAGAAACCCACACACUUCCCUUUGUUCUAGUAGCUGAACGGCUCGACCAAUCACUGUCUUUACAGAAGCCACAGUAUGGUUUCUGGUAAGAUUACUGAACGACUUUUCCACAAAAACGGAGACUCAUUUGGACAGCUGAUGCAGUAGAAAGGGUCAAAAUUGACUUAAUCGAAAAUCGCAUGGGAUUUUCAAACAAGUCCAACAAAGUCUGAAUGUCUCCAAAGGUAAACCUUUUCUUUAAUUAAGCCUGCAGUUGUAUAUCUAUGUAUAUACAUAGCACAUUGUGUAUAAACAGGUGUACAGAUCUAGUAGUCGGUGAUGAACCAAUCGAAACUUCUUCACAUGCUUGUGGAAAUAAGCUUGCAGCAAGUUCUCACAUGUUGCUUGUAUCUUGCUACAUCCUUCACUUGUCAUAGUGAUGCCCAGAUGUGUAGACAGAAAGCGAAACACGUCAAUGCAUGUCUGCAGGGAACAGAUUGAUUUUGUUCUAGUGGAGAGACUUUUUUUUUUUUUUUUUUGAGAAAUUUUGUGAUCAAUGCACUUGAUUUAUUUUUUCCUCCCCAUUUAUUUCAAACUGUACUCAAUAUAACCUAGAAGGAGAACUUCAAAGCCUGUUAUAAUUAAAUGAAACUCUAUGUAUAUGUUCAUGUAGUCAGAGGUGCUUGCCUCUCUAUACAGUUAUACAUGGAAAGCUUUAUGUGUAUAUGGCUGCAUCUUCUCUUGUCUGUCCUGAAUGAUUCUUGUGGUGUUGUUACAAAAACCGAUGUGACACCUGAGGGGGAAAAAAACUGCAGUACAUUCACCUUUUUUACCCUUUGACCCCCCCAACCCCCAUCUUCUUUUUUUCAUCCUCGGUCUCCCCGUUUUUUCCUCCCCAACUUUCUUGCCCUCAUAGAGUGAAACAUUGUAAGCAUUUUGAGCUUUGUAAAGGGUCUUUUUUUUAAAUACUUAUUUUGUGUAUAAUGUAAAACAAAAAAGUGUGUACUUUGACAGAAAAAAAACAUGUUGUGUGUCUGAAACCAUAGCUUCAUUUAAGCCAAAAAAAAAGGAAAAAAAAAAGUGCAACAAAAAUUUACUAUAAAUAAUGAGAUGUUCUGCAGUAAGGAAGGACUUCUGGUGCCUUACAAAUAAAGUCAAUCCAAUCA